AUGCUGAAACGCACUAAAUACAGCCGUCUGCGCAACGAUUCGCUGACAUCGCUGGAGGAUCAUCCCCAAAGAAUGCUCCCCCUGAAGAGGGACUUGUGCUUAGACUCUGAUUUUGCUCAGCUGGAUCCUGGGACGCCUGCACACCAGGGCCCGUCCACCCUGAGGGACUUCAUCCCCCGUGUGGCCAACAUCCGACUGCAGAGCCCCAUUUCCCUGCGAGGCCUGAGGGGACAGGCAACCACGGGACACACCAGCAAACCCUCAUCCAGACCAGAGUGGGGACCUGAUGAGAGGUUUUGUAGCCCCCCUUCCUUUAGCGCGCCCUCGUCGACCGGCCAACAACUCAUCCACCCUGCUCUGCGCUGCAUGAAGAGACCCAUCAGCCUGCAUCGGAUGGCCAGCCUCCCCUGGACACCUGGCUGUCCUCCCUGCUCCCAACACGGAGACGGUCUGUGCUGUUUGAAGACUUCCCCCGCAGUAGAUGACAGCAGAGCGGUUCACCACCACAUCAAGUACAUGGGUAGCGUGGAGGUGACCCAGUCCAUGAGAACCCUCGACUUUGAUACGAGAAUGCAAGUCACAAGGGAGGCGAUCAGCAGACUGCGUGAGAGGACGUCAGCCAAAACAGCAGUGAAAACUAAAAGGCCUGUGUGUAAGGGGCUGUCGGCUGUUCUGGGUCAAAUCAACCUGCAGUUUUCCGGCAGCAGCAUCAUCGUCACCGUCUCCACAGACAGUGUGACUCUGAUCGCUGCCUCCUCCUUACAGAAGAUUGCCCGACACCCCAUGCAGGCCAUUUCAUUUGCCUCAGGAGGAGACCCAGACAUGGCAGAUUACAUCGCUUACGUUGCCAAGGACCUUGUCAAUCAGAGAGCCUGUCACAUCCUAGAGUGUCCUCAGGGUCGAGCUGGUGAGGUUAUCAACAGCAUUGGUCAGGCCUUUGAGACUCGCUUCCGGCAACUUCUGAGCCAAACGCCGUCGCUUCUCUCCACCAGUCCCAGCUCAGCAGUGAGAAUCUGUCACAAACGGUGCCCAGAGGAGACAAUAAAACACCAAAACGCCAAGCGGGAAGGUGAAGUCGGUGACCGCCGUGAUUACUACAAUGUGAUCCCAGGAAAGACGCCUCCUCCUGGUGGGAUAGAAGACCUGCGGAUCACAAGGGAGGAGACCAAACAGGAAGCCGACUUAACUGGGGUCUGUUGGUCUCGACCGGUUUCGCUCUACGAGAACUGCUCCGUCCCUGAAGAGGCUCCAGCUCCACCUGCAGUGCAGUCUGAGGUUGAACAGUCCACUCCACCGACUGAGACUCUGGUCCAGAACCUGAUCCAGGAAGAAGAAUGGUUCCACGGCAGGUUAGGAAGGGAGCAGGCGGAGUCCCUCCUCACCUGUAGCGGGGAUUUCCUGGUCAGAGAGAGCAGCUCUGCCUCUGGUCAGUAUGUCCUGAGCGGUAUGGAGGGAGCCACCGUGAGACACCUCCUGCUGGUCGAUCCACAUGGACAGGUGCGGACGCGCGAUCAGGUGUUUCUGAGCGUCAGCCACCUGGUGCGGUUCCACAUGGAGAACCAGAUGCCCAUCGUUUCUGGAAGCAGUGAGCUGUGUCUCAAACAGCCAAUCCUGCAAUCACACUAGAAUCCACAGACUGUAUGUGUCAGAAACAAUGAGCCCACGCAAGAACAUUUUAAACCCUUCUGCUGCCCGGAAUAAUAAAAACAGCCGAGUCCUGUCAACACAGUGGACUUCAUUUCCUGUGAGCGGUGGUGAUUAGACAAAAUUGCAUCAAUUUGUUGGGACAAUAUUGCAUUAUUUGGUCUUUACAGUGCUGUGUCCGUUUGAUUUUUCUAACACGAGUAAAUUCUCAAGCCCC
Molecule: messenger RNA, 1861 nt
Organism: Stegastes partitus (bicolor damselfish)
Lineage: Eukaryota; Metazoa; Chordata; Actinopteri; Pomacentridae
Product: SHC-transforming protein 3
Exons: 12
Coding region: 1-1626 (541 amino acids)
Biological process (GO): cell surface receptor protein tyrosine kinase signaling pathway; intracellular signal transduction
Cellular component (GO): plasma membrane
Molecular function (GO): receptor tyrosine kinase binding
Source: RefSeq, a predicted model, not a curated record